AUGAGGACAGAGGGGCAAGGUUCUAAAGCCGGGAAUUACGUUGGAGGCUUACUGAACUUGUUCGACUGGAAUGCAAAGUCCCGAAAGAAGUUAUCGAGCAAGGCCAAGUUACCUGACAAACUCAAGCAGAAAAAAAGAUUUGAUGGGAAUAUGCCAACAACACUGCUUCAUAUGCUUGACGAAGACGAAUUUGCAGCCGGGUCAAGCGUGAAAGGUAGCAGUAACUACAGCUGUGCCUCAUCAUUAACCGAAGGCGAUUUUUACACGAGCAAGGCCCCUAACGUUGUUGCUCGGCUCAUGGGAUUAGAUUCUUUACCGACAUCAAGCUUUCUCGACCCCAACUCAACUCCACUUUCCAACUGCCGGUCUUUUGCGAGUAGUUCCCAUUACAAAUCUAGAAGCCUUGACUUCUCACAAGAUUUGGAGUUCAAAUGUGAAAAUUUUGCAAAACGGUCGACUGAAAAAUUCUGCACUGAAAUUAUGCCGCCAAGAUCAGCUAAGUCUCCAGUUAGAAAUUCGAGUCUUGGGCCGCCAAAUAAUGCUGCUCACGUAAUGGAAGCAGCUGCUAAGAUUAUCAAGACGGGGCCUAAGGCAAGAGAAAAGACAAAAAUGCCCCAAAGAGUACGGGAAUUGAAAGAGAAGGUCCAAGCUGUGAUAAAAACGUCUAACUCAGUCACUAGAAGCUGGGAUGGUUCUGCGGCUUAUUCGAGGGCAAUUGAUGCGAAAAAUAACGGAAAGUCGGUUUCGCUUGCAUUACAAGCUAAGGCCAAUGUUAAAACAAGAUCAUUGGUCGGCCAGAAAGAAGCGAGUGAGUCAAGUACGACGAAUAGGGUGUUGGCCAGUCAAUCACAAGCACAAAAGAGUACUACACUUAAGAAACCAUCUGCACAGAAAGGCACGAGCGUGCUUCGCCAAAACAAUCAGAAGCAAAAUUGCCCUGCAGAUAGCGAAAAGGUGCCACCUUUGAAAUCCGGAUCUCAAGGCGGGAAAAAGGUGCCAAUCGGAGAAUUUACUUCGAGCAGGCAAAGGAAUUCCUCUAAGUUGGCAUCGGAAGUUGGAGAUGACAAGAAACGUGUGAGGUCUCGUAACUCAGCUGGAGUUGCUAAAAACAAACGAUCUUUUGACCGUAAUACCCGCUCAAAAAAGAAUGAGCUGAAGGGUAAAUGUGGAAAUCUUGUAGACUCUGGUGGUGCCAUGGACGUUGUUUCUUUUACGUUCAGUGCAAGGCAAGGAGCUGGCUCAGUGGGGUCCACAAAUUGUCCGAGUAAACGAAUAUUGCUUGACCCAGGUGGCGUUGAUGGUCAAAAUAAGUUUUUGCCACUAGGACAAAGUGUUAACGAUAUACUAAGGCACACUUUCUUGGAGGGGAGACUGAAGUUAUUGACUCAGAAAGAGUUUACUCAACAGAAAACCAAAGAUGGAGUUUGGAUAGAUUAUAUAGAAGGCCAACCAAGCUCAAGUCUUGUGCAAAAUGGCCAUUCUUAUUCUAAUGGAUUUAUUACUGCUAAAAAUUUGCAGGUUAAAGAUGUAGACAUGCAUGAUCAAAGGACCAUUUUUGGAGAGAGAACUUUACUUGAUAAUCGGCUUCCAAGUCCUGUUUCUGUUCUUGACCAUAUUUCCAUUACAGAAAGUUCCAAUUCCUCAGAAAUCACAGACAGUAGUAGCACGAGAGGUGGCAAGCACUGUUCGUCCAUUCAAUUUCAAGAAGCUGAUUUAUCAGACUCAGCUUCUUCUACUUCGAAAGCAUCCAAAACGGGAAGCGUCGCCUUAAAUUCCCCUCACCAUAAUAAUAAACCAAGAAAUUCAGAACUAUUGUACAUAAAGAAGCUACUAAGCAAUAUCGAACCUAUGUUUAAGGACUAUGCACUCGGCAAAACUAAUGAGAUCGUAAAUCCUCGUGUUUUCAAACAACUCGAAACUCGAGAAGAAGUGAAUUCGAAUGGUGUUGAAAGUAUUUCAAGAUUAGAUAGAAGGCUUAUGUUUGACUGCGUGAAAGAGUGCUUGGACUUGAGGUGCGGACGAUUUGCAAAGGGAGGAUAUAAAUUAUGGGCCAAGGGUACGAUUGUUGUUAGAAGAAAUGACGUGUUAGCUGAAAAUGUGUACAGAGAUAUUUCUUGUUGGGGUUCAAUGGGACAUUAUAUGGUCGAUGAAAUUGUUGGUAAGGACAUGAGCAGCAAAAAGGGGUCAUGGCUCGACCAUGAAGCCGAUGUUUUUGAGCUCGGGAUUCGGAUCGAGUCUUGGGUCUUGAGUAGUUUGAUAGAUGAAGUUGUUGAUGAUAUUUUGGUACUUUGA
Molecule: messenger RNA, 2292 nt
Organism: Striga hermonthica
Lineage: Eukaryota; Viridiplantae; Streptophyta; Magnoliopsida; Lamiales; Orobanchaceae
Source: the annotation of a GenBank genome assembly